GGCAGAGAUCAACCGUCAGCGCAGAAUGCUGGGUAUCAAACCUCUCAUCCUCUUACACAGAAUAGAUGUCCCACAGCAACAUGUGUGUAAGGAGGAGGAGGCUGAGCAGCAGCUCUGUCACCAGGAGAGGAAGUCCAGUCUGGAUCAGGAGGAGCCAGAGCCUCCACAGAUUAAAGAGGAGCAAGAGGAAGAGCAGCUCAAACAGGAGGAGACUGGCAUGUUGAAAAUGACUCCUACUAAGGAAAGUGAGAACAGAGAAGCAGAUGGAAAACAUGAACAACCGCUCCUUUCUCACAACUCUCAUGUUGCUGAGAAUCAAAAUCCCAACAAGCAGAAAGACUCAGAGAUAACUGUAAAAUCAAAACCGAGACAAAAGAGAGACAGAAAACAAAUGGGUGAGAGGCUGUAUUCAUGUGAAGUAUGUGGAAAAGAUUUUAAACAGCAAUCGCAUCUAAAACAACACAUGAUGACACACACAGGUGAGAAGCCUUACUCCUGCAGCACCUGUGGAAAAAGAUUCAGUCAGAAAUCACAUUUGAAUCUGCACAUUCUUAUUCACACAGGUGAAAAACCAUACACCUGCUCAAUGUGCAACAAAUCUUUCAAACUUAAAAAAUAUUUGACAGUCCACAUGAGAAGUCACACAGGUGAGAAGCCUUACUCCUGCAGCAACUGUGGAAAAAGCUUUAGUGGGAAAACAGCUUUGAAUUAUCACAUAACUUCCCACACAGAUACAAAGCUGCACAGCUGUGGUACCUGUGGGAAAAGAUUCAGUCAUAAAUAUAACUUGACUCAGCACAUUCAUACUCACACAGGCAAAAAGCCAUACACCUGUGGUACCUGUGAGAAAUCAUUCGCAAGUAAAUCUAAUUUGGACCACCACAUAAGGAUCCAUACAGGUAAAAAACCACACACCUGCACAAUGUGCAACAAAUCUUUCAGACGUAAAAAUCAUUUGAAAGACCACAUGAGAACACACACAAGUGAGAAGCCUUACUCUUGUAGCACCUGUGGAACAAGAUUCAUAACAAAAUCAAAUUUGAAUAAGCACAUUUGUACUCACACAGGCACAAAGCUGUACAUCUGUGGUACCUGUGAGAAAUCAUUCGCACAGAAAACUACUUUGGACCACCACAUAAAAAUCCACUCAGGUGAAAAACCACACACCUGCACAAUAUGCAACAAAUCUUUCAGACAUAAAAGUUAUUUGACAGUCCACAUGAGAAGACACACAGGUGAGAAGCCUUUCUCCUGUAACACCUGUGGAAAAAGAUUCUUUGAGACAUCAGAUUUGAGAAAGCACAUUAAUGCUCACAGAAAUACAAAUCUCUACACCUGUGGUACCUUUGGAAGAUCAUUCACCAAAAAAAGUAACCUGAAAAGCCACAUAAAACUCCAUACAGAUGAAAAACCGCACACCUGUAUAUUGUGCAGCAAAUCUUUUAGAAAAAAAAGUUAUUUGACAGUCCACAUGAGAACACACACAGGUGAGAAGCCUUACUCCUGCAGCACCUGUGGAAAAAGAUUCAAUGAGAAAUCAUCUUUGAAUAAGCACAUUCGCACUCACACAGAGCAAAUCGGCUCAACGAUCAAAAAUCCGACCAAGCUGAUAUAA
Messenger RNA from Cheilinus undulatus (humphead wrasse), 1615 nucleotides. RefSeq names its product gastrula zinc finger protein XlCGF57.1-like. The transcript is spliced from 4 exons. The coding region runs from base 26 to 1615 and encodes 529 amino acids. The record is from RefSeq and is a predicted model, not a curated record. Lineage: Eukaryota; Metazoa; Chordata; Actinopteri; Labriformes; Labridae.